Messenger RNA from Myripristis murdjan (pinecone soldierfish), 2956 nucleotides. It is a transcript of the gene adam9b, whose product is annotated as ADAM metallopeptidase domain 9b. The transcript has 22 exons. The record is from RefSeq and is a predicted model, not a curated record. Gene Ontology annotation, cellular component: plasma membrane. The coding region runs from base 64 to 2535 and encodes 823 amino acids. NCBI's taxonomy places the organism in Eukaryota, Metazoa, Chordata, Actinopteri, Holocentriformes, Holocentridae. Gene Ontology annotation, molecular function: metalloendopeptidase activity. Gene Ontology annotation, biological process: proteolysis.
UGGAGUCAGGAAAUAAAGUCCGCAGCAGCCCGGGCUAAAUGGACAAAUACUUUAGCAACGAUCAUGGUUAGAAAAUAUGUCUUGCCUGCUAUCUUUUUGCUCUGUUAUGUUGCCGGGAUUGACAACAAAGACACUUUCGGUGACUUCUCAUCAAAACUUUCCAAGUAUUCAGUUGUAAAUCCCCAGCUUGUUCAUAGAUGGACAAGGAGUGUCAACAGGCAACCAGAGUCAGCAGAGAGCCAUGACAAGGAGACACUUUCCUACGCCCUCAACAUUAAAGGCAGAAAGCACUUCCUUCAUCUAAAACAGAACAAAGACUUUUUAGCUCCUAACUUUGUUCAGCAUUCUCAUGAUGUCAGUGGUAACCACAAGGCAACGUAUCCAAAACUUCAUGAGCAUUGCUAUUACCAUGGAGAGGUGGAGGGGUAUGACAACUCGCUGGUAGCUCUCAGCACAUGCUCGGGUCUUAGUGGUGUGAUCCACCUCGGCAGUGAGACCUAUGGGCUUCAGCCGGUGCCCCAGUCUCCCACCAACGAGCACCUUUUGUACCUGCUGAGCGAUGUCCCUUCAGAGCCCUUCAUCUGUGGUGUCAGCAGUGAGACGCCAUCGGCCCAGAGUCACUCCCACUAUGAGCCUGACCAUUCAGUCACAUCACUGCUGCGGAGGAAACGCAAUUUACCUCAAACAAGUUAUGUGGAGUUGGUGUUCGUCGUGGAUAAUCUCAGGUACAAUUAUAAGAAGAAAAAUGAAACGGCAGUGCGAGAGGAGAUGGUGCAAAUGGCCAAUCUGCUCGAUGGGUAUUACAAGCAGCUGAAUAUCCGAGUGGUGCUAGUGGGCCUGGAGAUUUUUAAGGAUCGCAAUCCCUUCAGUGUGGACGGCUCUGCAGGAGAGGUGUUGGGGGAGUUUGUCAAAUGGAGGAAGACCCAGCUGUUACCAAGGCUCAGGCAUGACAAUGCCCAAUUCAUUGUUGGUCAUCCCGGUGCGUUUCCAGGUGGGGUGCUGGGUAUGGCCUUCGUGGGGUCGAUCUGCUCCACAGCGACUUCUGGAGGAAUCAACGUGUUAAGUGGCGAGGACGUGGUCUAUAUCUCGACUGUGGUGGCCCAUGAGAUGGGCCAUAACCUGGGCAUGCAUCACGACUCUGAGGGCUGCACCUGUAAAGCGAACAACUGCAUCAUGGAACCCACUGCUACUGCUGGCACCAACUUCAGCAGCUGUAGUGAAGAUUACUUCGAGACUCUGAUCCGUCACGGAGGGGGGCAGUGUCUGAAAAACCCGCCGUCCCAGUCUGAUGUGGUGGGCAUUGCUGAAUGUGGUGAUGGCUUGCUGGACAAAGGAGAGGAGUGUGACUGUGGCUCUCCAGAGGAAUGCACAAAUAAAUGCUGUGAUGCAGCCACAUGCAAAUUUACCUUUGGAUCUGCCUGUGCUGAGGGGAGCUGCUGCAGCAACUGUCAGAUCAAAGUGGCAGGAACCCCAUGCAGAGGAUCUGUCAAUACAUGUGACCUCCCUGAAUACUGUGAUGGCAAAAGUGCAUUCUGUCCUGAAGACUUCUAUAUCAUGGAUGGCCUGUCCUGUGAAAACACAGCAUAUUGCUACGAGGGCCGCUGUCAGACCUAUGAUUACCAGUGUAAAGAACUCUUUCCGUCAGAUCCAGAGGCAACAAAGGCAGCAGAUACUUGUUUUCAGCAUGCAAAUACAAAAGGAAAUUUGUUUGGAAACUGUGGAAUAACCAGUAAUGGAAACUACAUCAAAUGUCCUGUUGCUGACGCCAUGUGUGGAAAGGUGCAGUGCACUAGUGUGGACGUCAACACUCCCCCUCCUGGUGCCCAUGUCAGUAUCCAAGUAAUUGACGGGGAGAGCUGUGUCAAUGCAGACUUCAACCUUGGCACUGACGUGCUGGAUCCUGCCUAUGUUAAUCCUGGCAGCCCAUGUGCUGAGGGAAAGACAUGCCUGGACUUUAAGUGUGUGAAUGCCUCUCUUCUGCUAUCUGACUUGAACUGUGAUGCCCAGACAACCUGCACGGGCAGAGGGGUGUGUAAUAACCAGGGGAAUUGCCACUGUAACAAUGGAUGGGCACCCCCCAACUGUGACAAACCAGGGAGAGGCGGCAGUAUUGACAGUGGCCCUGCUGAGAUAGACUACUCCGUUAGGAAUGGCCUGUUGAUCUUUUUCCUGUUGGUGCUUCCUCUCCUGGUUCUUCUCAUCCUGGGCCUCCUCUACAUCUUCAAGAGAGAUUCCCUGGAACCGAUCCUCAAAGAAGCCCGUGCCAUGCGUCACAGGCUACGCAGUGCACCUAACAGCAGUGCAAAUGGCCAAACAAAUGCCAAUGCUCCGGCAGAUACUGGCAACACGCCACCAGUACCUGCUCCUCCUUCUAAGCCUGUAUGUCCACCAGCUCCCACGACUCAACUUCCUGGUUUCAGGUAUGGAGAACUGGAUUACUGGAAUAUGGACACAAGCACUGCUACUAAGUAUCCACCAGCUCCCGUGCAGGGCCCCGGAGUCCCCAGACCAAUUCCACCCAAACACACUCCAUAGUGAUGACUUUUAUGUGGUUCUUAUAUUGUAAAUUUUUCACAAAUUUGCAAUUUAUUCACUGCAUAAGAUGAUGUAUUUUUUUCAAUCCUGUGAAAAUAAUGGCUUCACAAUAACUUGUUGCCAGCACAUUUUUUUUUUUUUUUUAUAAGUUCAGCUGUACUGUAACAACAUGGUGAUGGAUGAACCUGGAGGGCCAAGUUACUGGAACCUUAAUGUCUUGAAUUUCCUGUUUAUAUCACACAAGGGAAAUUUUUUUUUUCAUGUGGUUACUGUCACAUUCACAUUUGAGUGAACAAAUGAUUUUAUGCUGUUACAUUGUUUCUCACAUAUUUAAUGAUUCUUAACCUGUUCAUCUUGAUAUAUUUUAUAUGAAGAUUUUAUUAUUGACCUCAUGGCUGUUGAUUGUAAUAAACAAAGUAUC